This is a messenger RNA of Teleopsis dalmanni, 888 nucleotides long. Its product is annotated as E3 SUMO-protein ligase NSE2-like. Gene Ontology annotation, molecular function: SUMO ligase activity; zinc ion binding. The transcript is spliced from 3 exons. Gene Ontology annotation, biological process: double-strand break repair via homologous recombination; protein sumoylation. The record is from RefSeq and is a predicted model, not a curated record. Gene Ontology annotation, cellular component: Smc5-Smc6 complex; nucleus. NCBI's taxonomy places the organism in Eukaryota, Metazoa, Arthropoda, Insecta, Diptera, Diopsidae. The coding region runs from base 92 to 682 and encodes 196 amino acids.
AGUGUUUUAAUUCUUACUAUUCCUGGUAACAACUGUGCCUACCCUGAACUAAGAAUUAUUUAAAUUCAAAUUUUGCAUUAAGAAUCAAAGUAUGGACGAAAAAGUCGAGGCCGAUUUUGCAAGGGUAAUGCAAUGCCUAACUGAGACACAGAAAUUGGCGAGUAGUCUAGGAACGGAAGAGCAAAAGGAUCCAAGACAAUAUCUUGAGAUGUGCGAGGAACUUUGCAACAUUCGCCAAAGUUAUAAAGCAAAAAAGAAAAUUUAUGAAGCAGCUGGGAAAGAAGAAACACUUGAAGGCUAUGACCAAGCACUCGAAAGAGGCUUAAACUCUUUACCCAAAAAAUUUAAUGCAAAAAACACUAUAGAAUACAAAGCAUUUUCUGCUAGUAUGACUCUUGAUGAAGAAGAAGUUGAUAAACGUGGUGAAAUGGUUGUUAAGAUGGGACUAAACAAGUUUGACCCUUUAAGCAAAAAGAAAAUGGUCGAUCCAGUAAAGUCUACCGUUUGCGGGCACCAUUAUGAAAAAGAAACGAUUAUUGCUUAUAUUAAACAAUUAAAGAAAGACAAAAGAAGUUGCGUAUGCCCAGUUUCUGGUUGCAUGAAUAAUAAAAUGCAAUUAAAGGAAUUACAAGAUGAUCCAGUUUUUAAAGAGCAAAUAGAAAGUGACGAGGAGGAAGAUUGAGUAUGACUACAUAUUUUAGAGCAGCGUGUUACUUUAUACGUAACGUUUAAUUCAUUCCAAUUUCUUAUAUAUAAGCCCUCAUCAAGAUUAUGAAAAUAUGUUUUUAUAAUAAAUAAAGAUGUAUGAUAAUUUGCUUGAAUUAUGUGUAUAGAGAUACGUUCGACGGACUAUAUGGUAGUCCAUACAUAAAUAUUUUUCUUGCUUUG